AUGGGGAAAACCGGUGAAAGUUCGUGGUUCACGGCGGUUAAGAAUGUUUUCCGGUCACCGGAGAAGAAAUGCCCCAGAAGAAGAGAUCAUCGACAAGGCAAAGACCUCGUCGAAGAAGACGAAGACGAACAACAGCAACAAACGAAGAGAGGAAAAAGAAGAUGGCUAUUCAAGAAAGCCUCUUCUGAUACUUCUGCGACUGACGUCGGAAUAAACACUAAAAAUGCCGGCAACACGAACUCUGCCGCUGUUGACGCGGCUGCGACGGAGGAGACGGGGAAAGCUGCAUCUCCGGCUGCUAAGGAAGCCGUCUUUUUCUGUCGGACAUCUGUUUACCUGAAAAAACACGUGGCUGCUAUUCUCAUUCAGACAGCUUUCCGAGGAUGCUUGGCACGAAAGGCGUUCAGGGCCCUAAAAGGAGUUGUGAUACUACAAGCCCUAGUGAGAGGCCUUAACGUACGUAGACGAGCAAGCAUUACAUUUCUUCGGGUUCAGGCUUUGGUUCGGAUCCAGGCUCGGGUUUUAGAUCACCGGAAAAAUCUCACGGCCUUUCCCGGCGACGAAUCUGCCUUGUCUCGUGCCUUCUCUAAACAGAUGUGGAGAACCACAGCGAGAGAAGCACAUAGUGAAAACGAAUUAGAGGACAAAAGACCGAGUAGGUUAAACCGGUUUGGUUAUCUAGAAACCGGAAGGAGAAUAUCAACCGAUCAGGCUAUCGUUGAACCGGUCAAGAUAGUUGAGAUCGAUACGUAUAAUACGUACUCACACCACCAUCAAUUCAACGACCAAACACCACGUGGGAAUUCGUGCGUCACAAGGCAAGUCCAUUCAAUACCUAAUUACAUGUCUACCACUGCCUCAGCCGUGGCUAGGUUUCGACCCCAAAGCGUACCAAGGCUGAGAUCCAACCCGGGCGGUUUAGAUGGAAACGAACCAAGAUUGAAACUGGUUAGAAAACGGUUGUCAUUUCACAAAGAUAAUCCACAAUCCCAUGAUUAUUUUUGGUUUGACAAGAGAGCGAAUGCUCACGAGGAUUUUCAGUACUAA
This is a messenger RNA of Eutrema salsugineum, 1047 nucleotides long. Its product is annotated as protein IQ-DOMAIN 14. Bases 1 to 1047 code for a protein of 348 amino acids. The transcript is spliced from 4 exons. Gene Ontology annotation, molecular function: protein binding. Lineage: Eukaryota; Viridiplantae; Streptophyta; Magnoliopsida; Brassicales; Brassicaceae. The record is from RefSeq and is a predicted model, not a curated record.